This is a messenger RNA of Musa acuminata subsp. malaccensis (wild Malaysian banana), 2805 nucleotides long. Its product is annotated as protein FAR-RED IMPAIRED RESPONSE 1. Gene Ontology annotation, molecular function: zinc ion binding. Lineage: Eukaryota; Viridiplantae; Streptophyta; Magnoliopsida; Zingiberales; Musaceae. Gene Ontology annotation, biological process: regulation of DNA-templated transcription. The record is from RefSeq and is a predicted model, not a curated record.
CGAGUUAGGUUACGAGAAGUACUCUCCACUCGAUUAGGUCGCGACUUUGGCUCCAACACGCGACACGAGCCGUCUUCCUUCCCGAAACCUUCCGAUCACGCCCCUUCGGCGUCGUCCUCCACCGCCGCCUCCUCCUCUUCUCCUUUCUCUCUGAGGCCGUCGUCUUCGUUUCCCCCACUUCUUCCUAUCGUUGGUUGCUCGCGGCCUCCCUUCGCCGUUCGCUGCUCCGUCGCUUCCUCUCUCCAUCCGUCGCAUCCCCUCCACGUCUCUCGCUAUAGUAGACGGCUGGCUCCCUUCUUCCCACCCCCAGAGCUCUUCACAACUUCUGCGGCUUGUACAGAGCACAUGGAAGACGAGACGGAGCAAGGUAGGGCAUCUCAGGAGAACACGACCAUGGCUAUCGUUGUCAUACAAGAUGGGAACAAAUGCGACUUAGAUGCCAGCCCGAAAGGGAAGGAUGUAGUUGAACAACCCUCUGCCGGAAUGAUGUUCAAGUGUAUAGAUGAAUUGUACGAGUACUACAAAACAUAUGGCAACCAAGUAGGUUUUCCGGUGUUCAAAAAGUCGACCAAAAAUGAUAAGCAAGGGAGGUUGCACUUUGUCACGCUUUCGUGUGGUCGUGGUGGGAAGUCGAGGUGCAAACGAGAAAAGUCGGUGAACCCAAGCUUGACGAUGAAGAUAGAGUGCAAUGCUAAGCUUAAUGCGAGAGUGUAUGAUGAUGGGGUUGUGCGAGUGACUUCUGUUUUCCUUGAGCAUAACCAUGAAUUGAGUCCGACGAGGGCAAGGUAUCUUCCACGUCGGAGGAGUGUUAGUACCAGUAUCAAAAGGCGACGAGAGAAAAUUGAUCAAGUUGAUGGUAGUGUCGCGGAGCCUAUUGCUUCUGCUGCUGAAUAUGGAGAGCAUGAAAAUGAACCUUCCUUGGAGAAGGUUUGUCAGAAUUAUAUCGACAACAUUGACAAAGCAAGGAAGCUGUGUCUUGGUGUCGGAGAUGCUGGAGCAAUUUGCAACUAUUUCAAUAGAAUGCAAGAGCAGAAUUCAAAUUUUUAUUAUUCCAUGGAUUUUAAUGAAGAGGGUCAUAUUAGAAAUAUUUUCUGGGCAGAUGAGAGGAGUCGAGUGGCUUACAAGUCAUUUAAUGAUGUUGUUACUUUUGAUACGACUUACCUGACAAACAAACACGAUAUGCCGUAUGUUACCUUUGUCGGGGUUAAUCAUCAUGGUCUACCUAUACUCUUCGGUUGUGGGCUAGUAUCCGGUGAGGAUACUGAAACAUAUGUGUGGUUCUUGACGCAGUGGCUUGCUUGCAUGUGUGGUAAUGCACCAAAGGCUAUAAUUACCGAUCAGGAUAUGGCCAUGCGAAAGGCAAUUGAGAUUGUCUUCCCAGAGAUUCGACAUCGAUGGUGUUUAUGGCAUAUAAUGAAGAAAAUUUCUGGAAAAUUAAGCUGGCAUUCUAACUAUGAACUGAUAAAGACCACCUUGAUGCAUGUUGUAUAUGAUUCGAUGAGCAAAGAAGAAUUUGAUUUCAAUUGGGACCAAAUGAUUCAGAAGUAUAGUCUUCAAUCCAAUGCAUGGUUGAGUACAUUGUACGACAACCAUCAUCGUUGGGUUCCGGUUUAUGUGAAAGACAGCUUUUGGGCAGGAAUGUCAACAACACAGAGAAGUGAAAGUGUGCAUGCAUUCUUUGAGGGCUAUGUAAACUCAAAAACCACAAUAAAGCAGUUUGUGGAACGGUACGAUAAGGCACUAAAGAUCAAGGUUGAGAAAGAAUUGCAAGAAGAUUUGAACUCGUUCAACUAUUGUUGUACCUGUGUAAGUCACUACAAUAUCGAGAAACAAUUUCAACAAGCAUACACCAACAAUAAAUUUAAAGAAAUUCAAGAGGAGUUCAAGGGGAAAAUGUUUUGUUAUGUCCAUUCCAUGAAAGAAGAAGACGACUUUGGUGUGUAUGAGGUUAUAGAAGACAUGGUGUUCGAUAACGGCUCGAGUAACCAAAAGGUCUGUUUCACUGUUUACUUCAAGCAGGCAGAGUUUGAUGUGAGAUGCAGUUGUCGUUUAUUUGAGUUUCAAGGAAUUUUAUGUCGGCAUAUCAUUACUCUACUCACGGUGAAAGGUGUGUUCUCGGUGCCACAGAAGUUCAUUCUUCCAAGGUGGAGGAAGGACUUGAGAAGGGAGCACACAAAAGUAAAAGUCAGCUAUAAUAACUGGAACACAACUCCAGAGAUGCAACGAUAUGAUUUAAUAUCCAAAAAGUCUGCUGUGUUUGGAGACUUUGGUUGCACAUCCGAAGAGAAUACACAAAUUGUUUUGGAUUUCGUCGAACAGUUUAGGCAAAACUUUAACAUUUCUGACCCACUGGAUGGGAGUGGUCAACCUAUUUUUUCAGUUGGCGGGAGUGGUCAACCUUUUCAAUGAUCCAGUAUUAUGCAUGAUCACUAGGACAUUCCGAUUACCAAUCGGCAUUUUGUUUAUGGCCUUCUCAGUAUCAUUCAAUGUGAAGUUUCAAAGUUUGCUUUUUGUAAGCCACGAACAGGCGAUCAGAAAUGUCAUGUCGAACUAUGUCGGAAGUUAGUUAACGUCAAUGUUCGAGAGGUGUGAAGUCAAGGAGCACAUGAUUUGCCAUCAAUGAAGCUUUGCACAUUCACUAUUGUACAUUUUCCAUGAAAGACAUGAAGCUUUGCACAUUCACUGUUGUUCGAUUUCCAUGGAAGACAUGACGUCGAUGAACUUUAUGAUUCUAGUUGUAGUCUCUGUUAUCGAUGUUGUACUUCACACUACCAUUAUAAUUCUAUCAUGUUGUCUUUGCAGAAA